AUGGCAACUCUGCAAGGGACAGGAAUUCCUAGGGUCAAGCUAGAACCCGCGCCCGACCAGAAUAUCAAGCUAGAACCCACGGACGACACGCCGUCACCUUUCGUAGACGAAGAUGAUGACAUGUAUGAGGAUGCGGGGGACCUCGAUUUUUCACAGGCACAGCAACAACUAUGGCUCAGUCACAUUCCAAAAACCUUAUGGGAGACACUCUCAAAGCUGCAAGAUGACGACGAGAUUGAAAUUGGCAAAAUCAGGGUAGAAGGCGCAGAGUCUAAUCCCUCAAGGGUCAGCUUACUGUUAUACCCGCUGCCAGCUUUCGAGAACGAGCCCAAAGAGUACAACCUCUUCACCGCGCCGCGUGAAAAGCUGCGGUCACGAAGACCCGGCCAGGCAUUAGUCUUUUCGGAGAAAGACCUCCCUGGAUACAAGCCCCGCACAUUCGCAUGGGACGACGUUGACGAAGAAGGCAACCCAGGACAAGGCCGCUCAUUUCUCCACGAAAGACACAAGCGCGAACAAAAGAAGAAAGAAAACAAGGGCCGAUUCGUGCCAUACACUCGACGGCCUAUACCGAAACAGACCGCUAUCACGGGUACGAUUGCGAAGGAGUUCGAAGCAGUGCCAGUCAAGAACGAUGAAUACUUUGUGCUCGAGAACAAGCAGGCGGCCGAGCUCCUCAAGGUGCCUGAGCGAGAACAAGCCAUCUUUGCUACCGGUGACUACGACCCGGAAAAGACCAACCGAUUGAUCACGACUGCGAGAGAACGACAAGCUGCGAUCAAGACCGCUAUAAGUAAGAAAAACACGAUAAAGGAUAAUCGUGCGGCGCGUGUGGAAAAGCAUUUCCUUAUCGACAAGCUCUUGGAUCUCUUCCGUCAACAUCGCAUCUGGGGUCUGCGCGACCUCAAAGCCAAAGUCAACCAACCGGAAGCGUAUCUUCGCGAAACACUCUCGGAGAUCGCAUUCAUGUGGAAAUCCGGCGACUUCAACGGCAAGUGGGAGUUGAAGCAGGAAUUUAAGCAGCAGGACACCACUUUGCUGAACCCAACGGGUGUGGACGUUGCGCCAAAAGUGGAGGAUUCGGAUAUGGACACCAAGUCCGGUGUGGACGACGACGACGACGACGAUGUCUUUGAGGACGUUGGAGUCGACGGUUAG
This is a messenger RNA of Fonsecaea multimorphosa CBS 102226, 1158 nucleotides long. RefSeq lists its product as uncharacterized. The transcript is spliced from 3 exons. The record is from RefSeq and is a predicted model, not a curated record. The coding region runs from base 1 to 1158 and encodes 385 amino acids. Lineage: Eukaryota; Fungi; Ascomycota; Eurotiomycetes; Chaetothyriales; Herpotrichiellaceae. Gene Ontology annotation, cellular component: transcription factor TFIIF complex. Gene Ontology annotation, biological process: transcription by RNA polymerase II; transcription initiation at RNA polymerase II promoter.